ACAAACAAAGAGUCUGUGAGAGCCAUUCAGAAGAGUAUCUUUACAGUCUGUCUGGAUGCCCCCUUGCCGUGUGCGUCUGAUGACAUGUACCGCACCCGUGCUGGAGUUCAGAUGCUGCAUGGAGGGGGAAGCAGGUGGAACAGCGGAAAUCGCUGGUUUGACAAAACAUUGCAGUUUAUUAUUGGAGAGGACGGGACAUGUGGGCUGAUCUAUGAACACGCCCCCGCUGAGGGCCCUCCCAUCGUGUCACUGAUCGACCAUGUGGUGCAAUACAUGAAGUCGUCAGAGAUGGUCCGUACCCCAAUGGUCCCGCUGCGUAUGCCACAGAAGCUUCGAUUCAACAUCACGCCAGAGAUCAAAAAGGACAUUGAGGAGGCCAAACAAAACAUGAACAUAAUGGUACAUGACUUGGACAUGAAAGUCAGUGUGUUUUCCCAUUUUGGCAAAGAUUUCCCAAAGUCGCAGAAGAUGAGCCCUGAUGCCUUUAUUCAGGUUGCUCUCCAGCUGGCGUACUACAGGUUUUACAAGCGCUGUUGUCCUACCUAUGAGAGCGCUUCCCUCCGCAUGUUCAGACUGGGCCGAACCGACACUAUACGCUCAACAUCCAUUGACUCGGCUAAAUUUGUCAAGGCCAUGGAUGACCCAACCAAACAUAACACAGAGAAAGUGGCUCUGCUAGACAAAGCAGUUAAAGUGCACAGAGCUUACACAGACAUGGUGAGUAAAUGCAUGCUGGUGAUGUUCAGCUGAUCACCUGUAAG
Messenger RNA from Sinocyclocheilus rhinocerous, 761 nucleotides. RefSeq names its product carnitine O-acetyltransferase-like. Gene Ontology annotation, molecular function: carnitine O-acetyltransferase activity. The transcript has 6 exons. The record is from RefSeq and is a predicted model, not a curated record. The coding region runs from base 85 to 750 and encodes 221 amino acids. Gene Ontology annotation, cellular component: peroxisome. NCBI's taxonomy places the organism in Eukaryota, Metazoa, Chordata, Actinopteri, Cypriniformes, Cyprinidae. Gene Ontology annotation, biological process: carnitine metabolic process, CoA-linked.